This is a messenger RNA of Sceloporus undulatus (fence lizard), 2444 nucleotides long. RefSeq names its product solute carrier family 25 member 33-like. Gene Ontology annotation, molecular function: pyrimidine nucleotide transmembrane transporter activity. NCBI's taxonomy places the organism in Eukaryota, Metazoa, Chordata, Lepidosauria, Squamata, Phrynosomatidae. Gene Ontology annotation, cellular component: mitochondrion. Gene Ontology annotation, biological process: pyrimidine nucleotide import into mitochondrion. Bases 1 to 1113 code for a protein of 370 amino acids. The record is from RefSeq and is a predicted model, not a curated record. The transcript has 8 exons.
AUGAAAGGCAGGUCUGAGGGUUCCCAGCAGGGUCUGCCCUGGGGAGGUGGGGGUGGGUCUUGUCCGGGGCGUCUCCUCUCUGAUGCUGCUGCUGCUGCUGCUGCAACUGCAAGGCCAGUUGGGACUGGGGCUGAAGUGUUGGCUUGGUCUGGGAGAGUCCCAGGGAGCCUUCCCACGAGGGACCCUGCGCUGCACCUCGUGGCCGGAGGAUUAGGUGGCACGGCUGGAGCCAUCUUGACCUGCCCACUGGAGGUGGUGAAGACCCGCUUGCAGGCUUCCCCUUGGGUCCUGAGGCCCCUAUGCUUACCAGCGGUAGAGCUACCAGGGGUGAACGGAGCCCUGAUCCGCCCUGGGAUCCCCUCAGAAGGGAUCCUUCGGCUCUUGAGAUCCAUUCUAGAAAAGGAAGGAAUCCGCUCCCUGUUCCGAGGCCUGGGACCUAAUCUUAUUGGAGUUGCCCCUUCUAGGGCCAUAUAUUUUGCUGCAUAUUCACAGACGAAGGAGAAAUUGAACACCGUGCUGGUGCCAGAGUCCAAGAAAGUCCAUAUGCUUUCGGCAGCUUGUGCAGGGGUCACUUCUGCCACCUUGACCAAUCCUAUCUGGCUGGUAAAAACAAGAAUGCAACUGGAGGCCAGGGCCAAAGGUGAGAGUUGCACAAGUGGCCUUCAAUGUGCCAUGAGAGUUUACCACACAGAAGGGCUGAGAGGCUUUUACCGUGGGAUUACUGCUUCAUAUGCUGGCGUCUCGGAAACCAUAAUCCAUUUUGUUAUCUAUGAAGCACUGAAGCAGCGGCUGAGGGAGAAUCAGCCUUUCCUAGCCGCAGCCCUUCCCCUUCCACACAACAGCCAGGACUUCUGUGGGCUGAUGGUGGCAGCAGCCAUCUCCAAACUCUGUGCCUCAUGCAUUGCCUACCCACAUGAAGUCAUCCGGACAAGGCUGAGGGAAGAGGGCUCACGUUACCUCUCCUUUGUGCAAACUCUGCAACUUGUAGUCAGGGAAGAAGGUCCCUCAGCUCUUUACCGUGGGCUCCUGCCCCAUCUGAUGCGCCAGAUCCCCAAUGCUGCUAUUGUCAUGGUCACCUACGAACUGGUCAUUCACUUGGCAAGAAAAAUGUGACCCUCCUUCUCCUUCCUGACAAUCAGCUGAGGUUGCUCACAGCAUUGAGGUAUAUACAGUGCCUUAAUGUAAUUCAUGUGCCUCCCUUUUGGACAGCUGAGGAUCAGCUGCCCUACUAGAAAAACCCUGAAGUCCAGUAGCCUCUCAAUAAUCCUUUGCUUGCCAAACCUAAUAACUGAUGAAGAUCUUUGUGCUGGGCCUCUGUCAGAUGCCAGAAAGCAUCCACAGAUGAUGGCACAUCCAAGGAUCAGAGGUACAGCUGGAAAUAUGUGCACUUCAUCAAGGAGAAUCAACAAUCCAGAAAUCAAAGGGAUCUACCAGAAAUCAUGUUCAUAAGCAGACAGACUUCAGUGUCCCUGACAGGCUGGGUGCUAACAUACUGGUUGUGUCAUUCAGGGAAGAGACAGUGUUCUGCUCUACUUCUCCAAGGGUUUGAGCCAGGCUGGCCAAUUAGCAGAGCAGCUGCAGCUAGUUUUUAAGGGAAACAGUGGGAAAUUCUGUGGGGAGUGAGGUAGUGCAGAUUUGUGGGUCUCAAAAUUGAGAUGUCCUACACCAGCACCACUCUGUGACUACAGUUUGACUCGACAAGGCUCUGCUUGAAUGUUGACUUAAUUUGCCUGAUCAGGUAAUUUGGCCUCUCUAGUUCACCUUAUGGUUACCCUAAGUCAGAAACAACUUGAUUGCACAUAACAUCAAAAACAAGCAGGAUGUGUAUCCCUUUCUAAUUCAGAAAUCUUUCUCCUUGCUUUUGGUGAGAGCCAGAAUUGUGCAUGGGAUUAGAAUGUUACCUGAGAUGUAGGAGAACCGAGUUCUAGUCCCUUCUGUGACAUGGAUGACUGUGGACCAGUCACUGACCUACCUCAGGGUUAUUGUGAGGAUAAAUGUGCAAAGGAGAACCAUAUAGUGAGCUUUUUGGAGGAAAUAUGAAAUAUCAAUUUACCUAACUGAGAAACUGAAAUACCAGCUAUGGAGAAGAAGAGAUCUUGCUGUGAGUGGCAUCUGCAGUCACAUUCAGCAGGCUUCCUUACAGGUUUUCACUUGUAGAUUUUGCCUUCUUAAGAGGAAGACAAAAAAUCCAAGGAAGGUUUUUUUUUUUGGUGUGUGUGUGUGUGUAAUAAUAGACAGGCAGCUAGAAUGGGGACAUCAUCCAAGAAGAAGGAAGGCUGUACUGUGGUGAUGUGAAGAGCAGCCUCUGUUCCUUCCAGUGAAAGCCUGGUGUAUGGAACUCUGGCUUUGAUGCUCAGAAGAAAGAUGCAAUAAAUUUAGCAUAGCCCUGUGUUUUUAAGUUAAUAAAAUGUUCAUAUUUUAUUAAUAAAACUGCAAAGCUGCAA